AGAUUGGGAGGCGCUGCAGCUGCGGUUAAGCCGCCCCUCCGGCGGCGGCGCCACUCAGUGAGAACGGGCGGCGACUGGCGACGGAGGCAGGAAGGAGACGGAGAAGGCGAGCGAGAAGCCGAUCCCGCGGCCACGCACCACAUGAUUUUGCACUCAUGACUAUCAGUGAACAGGAAAUUGAAGAGAGAAACCAUGAAGCUUGUGAAUCACCACUGACAAUGAUAAAACUGAAAGGGCAACAUCCCUAGUAUUGAGGCCUUACUUACAUUGAAUUGGGUCCUUUGGACAGGACACGUUGUUAUUUGCUUGAUACCAAACUCCUUAACAAAAAAAGAAACUGAAAUAACAGGGAAAACAGGGAAAAUACAGCAAACCAUGGGUAAAUCAUUCUCUCAUUUACCUACUUUCUCAAGACAAAACAAGAAAGAAGAUGCAGAAUCUAUUGUGUCAGAGACAGAUAGAAAAUCUAUAGAAAACACAGAUGAAGUACAGGGCAGUAAUGGAGAGGCCAGUUCUCAUGUUCCUUACGUAGAGUUUGUGGGAAGAGAAAACAUCACAUGUCCCACAUGUCAAGGGACUGGAAGAAUACCAAGAGGCCAGGAGAAUGAGUUGGUUGCCCUAAUACCAUACAGUGACCAGAGACUGCAACCACAACGAACGAAGCUGUAUGUGGCAGUUGCUGUGGUGAUCAGCCUUUUGGUCAGUGGGCUUGCGAUCUUCUUCCUUUUCCCACGUUCCAUUGAUGUUGAACAUGUUGGUAUUAAGUCAGCUUAUGUCAUUGAUGACAAAAAGGACUACAGAGUUAUUCUUAAAAUUACGAAUAUAUUAAAUGUAACAAACUACAACUUCUACAGCAUCAGUAUUACUGAUCUCAAUGUACAGAUUGUGUUUUUUAAUGAGGUCCUUGGAACUGUCAACAUCAAAAAUACCACAGUCUUCAGGCCUUUGGGAGGUGGCCAGAUUUUCUAUGCAGUGACUGCUACACUAGAUGAUCUUGGCAUGUACCAUUAUUGCACAAUGCCUGAAAUCAAAGUCCACAAUAUUGUGAUCUCAAUACAAGCAACGGUAACAGCCUGGUAUUUGUCACACUCUGAGCAAGUCUCUGUUGAUGCUUACCAAUACGUUGACUGUGGCUCCAACACCACCCGUCUUCACAGCCCCUAUUACCCUCCCCAGGGCAAACAUUUACAAGAGGUGCUCAGUUAAUGCAAAUGGCGUUACUGCCCUUUCACUGAAGGCUUCCAGCAUGGCAGAACUACAUCCUUCUCUUUGCGUAGAUACUGUGCUUCUGAUCUGAUGAGAAACUCCAUCAACCAGUUCUGUACCCACCUGCUUGAUUAUUUUAUAGUACCCUGUGUAAUAAUGUAACAUUUCUGAGAGGAGUAAAUGAACUAGAAUGUUGAGUGUAUAAUGGUGAUUUGAUAAUCUGACAGUUCUGGUAAAAGCAAAUUCUGCUGAAUUACUGAAGCCGAACAAUAACUUAAAUCUAGCUGGGAAGUAAAUCGAGACAAUUAUCGUCCAAGUUGCUUAAUUUUGGAUAUGAUAUUCAUACUUAUAUUGACCUCCAAAUUUACGUGUGUGGUUCCUUAAUUAAGACCUCUCAUUCUCUGUCUCCCAUCAAAAGUGAUAAGAACAUGUCAAAAGGUUGUUGUGUACAAUGUCUAUGGGCAGCCCUCUGGAUAAUAUUUGGGAGACUCAUUUAUAUUUAUAGAGCAUGAAGGUUGAAACUUCUGAGAAAAGUGUAAAAUUGUCAAAGUAUUUAAAUGAUAGAAAAGCAAGGUGUUCAUUAAUUAAUAUGGAUUGCUUCAGAAUAAUUAAGCAAGCAAUAUUAGAGUAAAUGACACAAAUAUUUUAUUAGAAGAAGGCCACUUCAGCCUAUGAAGUCUAUGCCAGUUCACAGGACAAUCCAUUCACCACUAAUUUUCCCCGCAACCUAUUCUCCCCAUAUUCCCAUCAACUUCCCUCAUAUUCCUGCAUUCAUAUACACAUUUAAAAUUGCUAACUAACCUACCAACCUGCCUGUCUUUGGGAUGUGAGAGGAAACUGGAGUAUCAGAGGGAACCCACAUGGUCACAGCAGAAUAUGCAAACUCCACAUACAACAGCACCGGAGGUCAGAAUUGAACCCAGAUCGUUGGAGUUGUGAGGCAGCAGCUCUGCUAGCUGUGCCACUGGAUUCUAGAAGUUUCUGGUUGCAUUAUUUAGUGCAUUCCAGUGAACUACACUGUUGCAGUUCCAUAACUGCAAUAAAAAAGUAAAGAGAGGUAGUUUAACUGCAAUAAAAAAAUAAAAAGAGGUAGUUUUAAUAUACUUUUAAAAUAUUCAAUUCAAAUCCCUCGUGGUUCAGCAGAUAAUGUUUUGUGGUUUGUAGUUCUGAACCAUAUCAGAGAAGCUGGUUCCAGGUAUAGCACCUGGCUUCUGCUUAUUUAGAUAAUGUUAGUUAAUAAACAAGGAUGAAAAAGAUGGAAAUGUGUGGAAGAGCCAACUGUUCUUUGGUUAGGACAGGAAAUGUACGCCAAGAUUCCUGCUCUGAUUGCCAAGUAACAACCCGUGUCAAAGUGUAUUUGUGUGAAUAUUGCAGAAUGAUAGAAAUUCAUGGCAGCGUGGUAGACCAUUCAGCCUAUCUUGUCUAUGCUGGGUGAUAAAGAGCUCCUUUAUCGCUCCAUUGCCUUAUGUGGUAUUUUUUCAGCACCAUUAGGGUUUUUGCCUUCACCCAAUCAGACGUGAAAAUAUGUCUUCCAUCCACUGCCUUAAAUUUAUGUCCCCUUGUUAUUGAACUCUCUGCUAAAAGAAAUGGGUACUUCACCCUAACCAAACCUCUUGUAAUUUUACACAUCUUAAUUCAAUCAAUAAUCAGCCUCCUCUAUUAUGAAAGAAUCAAUUUCAAUGUAUCCAGUCUUACCUCCUAAACUUAACCAGUAUGGUAUCAUCCUCGCAAAUCUGUCCUAUACCUUGUCCUAUGCUAUUGCAUCCUCCUUGUAAAGUGACCAGACUGAAUGCCGCACUCAAUCUUUGGUUUACCUAGUGUCUUGUACAGUUCCAGCACUGCCUUCCUUCAGACAGUGUUUGACUCUGAUGCUCCCCAUGGUGGAAUAGUCUGUGGGCAAUUAAUGGCAAACUCAUAUUUACAUGAGCAAGAUGCUAGUGGAACUAUAUUAUUGUAUAAAGCAAUCAUUUCAACAGAGGAGAAAAUAUAUUGCUAGUCAUUUUAUGUACCUGACCCCAGGAAGUGUCCCCAGCUAAGAGCACUAAUGGUUUUUGUGUACAGCUAUUCUUGAUGGGGAUUGUAUCAGCCAUAAAAAGCAGAUAGAGCUAUUUCAAAAGUUUUAGAUUAAUAUAUUAAAGGAGAUAAUUCAAGUUUUUGUCAAUUAAAUAAUCUAUCUAAAGUUCUCUUUUUCUUUAUUAAUUAAUGGCAGUGUCAUCCCUAAAUUGGCCCUGAACUGAGGAGGCAGUUAAAAGGCAAUCAUGUUGGUGGGUCUGGAGUCACGUAUAUGCAAACUUAGAAAGGGAAGACAGAUUUUCUCCUCUGAAUGAUGUGUGUGAACCAAAUGGCUUUUUAUGACAGUCCACUAGUUUUAUGGUUAUCACUACAGAAGCUAUCAUUUUGUUUAGUUCCAGAUUUAAAUUUACUGAAAUUUAAAUUCUUGUGUGGUAGAGCAUAAGGUGAUGCAAUAGUGGAGCCUGCUAGAUAUGCAUCUGGCACAUCCUUUUGAGUGUAUGGAAUUCCUAAGUAUCCACAUUCUAUCACAAAUAUGGUCGCCCUCUAAUACAUGUUGAGUGCAGUUGGUCAUUCCAAAUCCUUUUAAUCAAAGAGAAAGAUAUUUUGUAGGAUAUCAUUCUUUCCCCAAGCCAUCCCAUGGAGACCUCAACAAACUGUUUACCGUAUUUAGUUUUGAUUGAUUUAGAAAACUCAGCAUUCCUGUAAGGCCUUUUGUUGCUUCUUGCAUUGGCUUGGUGCUGAAGAAAAACGUUCUUUGAAGCAAACUUGUUUACUUUGGUUGAGAUUUCAUUGGAAAUGUAAAGGUUAGAAAGUGACUAGAUUGGAAAGGAUCUGCUUAUGACAAAUCUUUGCAAGCGAUGCAACAAAUACUUUUACUGAGGAUUCUCUACUUGUAUAGAAUCAUACAGCAUGCCAGAGGCCUUUCGGCCCAACUCGUCCAUGCCCACCAACGUGCCCACAAUUAUAUGACCACAAUUUGUAACUAUACACAAAAUCUUUCAGAUUAUUUCCAAUUGUCACUUUGUUCUCAGUGUCCUAGCCACUAGUUGUCAGUUGCUUCAGGUCGAAUUAUAAUCUUGCCAUUUUCACAGUUAAAUUAGAUUAUGGUUUCUUCAGCCAAACUUUAUGAAAAUCCUUUAUCCAUCGAUCUUCUCCCAGCAUCGGGACACUAGACAUAGCAGUUGUUAUGUUUUUUGGAAUUAAAGUAUAAAAUCAAGUAGUGGAUGAGGCAAUGUAGAGGGAAACAUUUUUUUGUAAGUAGAUUUUUUUGGUCUUCAGUCCCAAUGUAGGCCCUGCAAAAUGAAAAAGUAGACCAUAGAAGUGUCAUUUAAUAUUAUAGUACCCUGCAGCCACUUGUAUAGUGUCAAGGUGAUUAACCGAAAUAAAAUUGUAUUAAAGCUCAUUUGAAAUAAUCUAUUCUGUCCCUUGUAGUAGCCUCCAAAUGUAACUGUCAAGAAUGAAGACAAUUUGUCCACAUUCAGCUAAUAUCAAGUUGUCCCUUAUAUGAUGCCCGUAAUUUUAUAUCCAAUUUCUUUAAUGGACCAAAAAUAUUGGGCACGUCUCAUAUGUCCUGACAACAUAUAGGAACCUUCUGGUACUUGAGGUUCUACCUUGUACAUUUUUAUGAUCAAAUUUGGUUAAUCUCAAAAACACUUGGACAGAGAGGGAGUAAGCUACUGUUUUCGGGUCAAGAGAAUUCAUUUAUAAUUUCACUAAAGGGAUAGGUGAGAGGAAUACUUUAUUUUCACUUUUAUGAUGCUGAUACUAAAAUCUCCCUGUUACUAGGUGUGUUUCGAUGCAUAUCAUGCUCACUCAUCUUGGUAAAAUUAAGUAUGAAGGUGCAAAUGUAUUUGGAGAUUCUUCACUAUUUGAGAGUAUUAUCACUUUUGUUUCUGUCACUAUGGGGUCUUUUAUUGUAUGAUGCAAGGACAUCUUGUUUUGCAGUGAAUGGCUUUUUAAUGAUAUUGAUACCAUCCAUAAUACUUUGAAGGCCGCAAAGUUAAAAUGUUAAAUGUGUCUGCCACAACAUUUUUUCUUUCAUUAUCAUGGAAUAAUUGUCUCUAUCUCUUCAUCUUGUCCCAUGUAUUAAAAAAUAGCUUGUGUGUAGUAAAUGUAUUUAGUACUCAUUGAAAUGACAUUGUGCUGUAACUUAUUGAUCUGUAACUUCCUGUAUGCAUAUUUAACUAUGCCUGACACUACAGAAUUGAGCAGCAGAUCGAAAAGAGUACACCUGAAUGGUGCUAGACAUGCAACAGAACAACAAAUUAUUUAUAUUUGAAUUUUGAGCCCCAGUGAGUCAAUGUAAGUGAUACAAAAAAAGUGAGUAAAUUAUUUAUAGAUAUUCAGUCAGUAGAUUUGUGGCCUUUUUGUGAUACUAACUCUUGCAGAUCAAGAAGGUAACGGACUCUGAUUCUAGUGUGCAUUUGUCUGAAUUUGUGCAGCUGGCUUCAGCAUCCCUGAUCUCAGAAAAUGCUGCCUUUGAACUGCUGUUCCUAAUUAGUCUAUCAACUCCUGCUAGUAACUGCAUGGGUGGGUGUAGAAGGGAUCAAGGUCAGGGUGCUGACCUGCACAGCGGAAUGGCUGAUCCUCAUUAAGUCAAGCAUAGAAAUUAGCCUCUUGAGCAAGAUGCAAAAGCGUUUGUGUACUUCUCCCUUAGUAAGCACCUUUAGGAAAUUUAAGGAGAAAAGGGAAGUGUUUGAGAACUUGUUUGGAUGCUCAUACCAACACUGGUAACUGAAGAACAUUAAACUUGGUAUGUAAAGAAAUUACAUUUUGUCCUAAUGAAUGUUUUGGAGAUCUAAUAAAAUGUUUUGGUGUAACUAUUAUGUUAGUAUUAGACUAUUCCACUCAUUAUUCACAGAAAAACCUGUGGCAAUGUAAUGGCAGAAGGAGUGCAACAUUACUGUGCAUGGAAUUUGAGCUUGCACUGUUUCCCAAAUCAUGACCAUUUACGAAAAUAAAACAAUGUUGAUGAAUUUAAAAUGCAGUUAUCUUAAAAUGCUAUUUCUACAUUUUUUAUAUAUUUUAUUGAAAACGCUAGAUCUGAGGCGGUGAGUUAAGACCAGAAUUUAAGAUCUGAGUUUUGUGAAUUGAAACAUGUUAUGGUUUUUGAUGUCAUUGGAACACCUGGAUUAGAUUAGAGUGUUAUAGUUCCUUCAAAGAUAUUCAUUACCCCAGAUAAUUAAGAAUUUUAGAAAUGCCUUUCAGAGGUGGCCCAAUUAAUCUUGUGCAAUAUGCUGUCACAUUGCAGUCAACAUUUUCAGUUUGUAUAAAUCGUAAAACACAGAAGAUUAUUAAAGUGCCCUGAAUACUGUUGGUAAAGCAUAAUUUGCUUUAAUCAGCUGCUGUCCAUUAUUUCCCCUUCCCAACGUUCAGACUUAGUAGGAAUGGAACCAUCCAGUCAACUAGAUAGCCAAAUCACGGAUUUUUCUUCGUUUUGUGUCUUUGAACUUUGGGAAAGGUGUAAUGCAGUCCUGAGAACAGCCUGUGCUUAAUAUCUUUUCAAUUACUGCCAUGUUCACAAUGAGAAAUACUAGUCCCAAACUGGACUUUGCAUUCAUUAUAAUGCAAAACUUUCUGUGUGGAAUUUAUCUUCUGUUAUUAAUUUACAUUGUUAAAAGAAGUACCACUUUUAAUUGAAGCCAUGACAUCAAUAUAUUAUCGGUCAUACCAGUGAGCAUCUAAGUGUAUGUAAAGCCAGUGCCAUUUUACCAUGGUAACUGUGUUCUUGUGAGAUUAGACACUUAAAAGUAUGAACUGUUCUGAUCUUAAUUGUACUACUGCUGUAAGUAUGACAAACAUGCUAUGUGUUCAAGAUUUUUUUGUCAAAACCCAAUGUGUAUAGCAAAAAGCUAAUGGUUAUUGAAUUUUUGAGGUCUAACUUAACUAUAAAUUAUGUUAUUUUAAAUGAGUUCUGUAGAAAGUCCUGCAUUAUACCUUGUUACUUUAGAAUGGUACCGCCCUUUGUCUUCAAGUGAAUUGUCUUGCAGAUGUAGCUUUGUUGCUAAUUAAAGGAUAAUUGAAGUUUC
This is a messenger RNA of Pristis pectinata (smalltooth sawfish), 7247 nucleotides long. It is a transcript of the gene tmem106a, whose product is annotated as transmembrane protein 106A. The coding region runs from base 376 to 1206 and encodes 276 amino acids. The transcript is spliced from 10 exons. NCBI's taxonomy places the organism in Eukaryota, Metazoa, Chordata, Chondrichthyes, Rhinopristiformes, Pristidae. The record is from RefSeq and is a predicted model, not a curated record.